Molecule: messenger RNA, 1739 nt
Organism: Diabrotica virgifera virgifera (western corn rootworm)
Lineage: Eukaryota; Metazoa; Arthropoda; Insecta; Coleoptera; Chrysomelidae
Product: UDP-glycosyltransferase UGT5
Exons: 6
Coding region: 176-1735 (519 amino acids)
Molecular function (GO): UDP-glycosyltransferase activity
Source: RefSeq, a predicted model, not a curated record
AAAUUCGCGGCGGCCACGGUGAUCGAGUAUCUAACUUCCUUUAUAAGGAACAAGAACCAAACUCUUGCACAUUCGUUUGUUAUUAUUAUGGUUUCUACAAGAAUAAGAAUGCAAAUCAAUUUAUUAGUGAGAUAAACUUAAAUUUCGGCUAAGACCUUUGUUAAAAUAUUUCAAGAUGCGCCUAAAUCAAGUUUUAAAAAUAGCUCUAUUAGCGCUCUUUUGUAAUAUAACGUUUUGUGACAGUUUUAACAUUCUGGCUAUAACUCCCCAUGUCGGGAAAAGUCAUCAACUGGUGUUCGAACCUUUGUUUAAAAAGUUAGUUUCAGUUGGCCAUAGUGUUACUCUUAUAACUCGAUAUCCCAUGAAUGUGGACUCCCCCAAGUGGAGGGAUAUUCCUAUAGGACCCGAGGAUACUAAUACCACAGAACUGUUUGAUUUCAGCCUUUUAACUGGAACUAGAUUCGACAGAUAUGCAUGCCCUCUUGUUCUCGCAGAAGCUGCUCGGAUUUCAUGUUCCGAGGGGUUACCCCAUCCUAACCUACAACGGUUUUUAAAAGAAGAUAACCAUUUUGAUGUAGUACUCAUGGAAGUUUUCAAUACAAAUUGCUACAUGGGAAUUGCUACCAAAUAUAAUGUUCCUGUUAUUGGUGUACAUUCGGCAGGUUGGAUGCCUUGGAUGUACCAAUGGUUUGGGGUACCAUAUCACCCAGGAUUCGUGACCGACCACUUUUUGGGAAACUCACAACCAAUGGAUUUUUUGGCAAGACUAGAAAAUACAAUUGUACAUAUAUACAACAACGCCAUUUAUACAGUUACAAUGGGCUGGUACGGUAGUUAUUUAUCUAAUAAAUAUGUGGGUGCAGAUCUCUACGAAAAUGGUGAUGUUAUGAAAAAUAUGAGUCUGCUAUUGAUCAAUACACAUUUUUCACUAAAUUUACCAUUGCCAUUAGGGCCAAACGUUGUUGAAGUUGGUGGGCUACAUUUAGAGUCCAAGCCGAAUAAGAAGCUACCUCAGGAUUUGGAAAAAUUUAUCACAGACUCCAAACACGGUGUCAUCUACAUGUGUAUGGGAUCAACAAUUCGAGGUGCUAGUUUUCCCGAAAGCAAAAAACAGGCUUUCAUGAAAGCCUUCUCCAAGUUACCACAAAGAGUAAUUUGGAAAUGGGAGGAAGAGAUGAAGGACAAACCAGACAAUGUUUUUGUUACUAGAUGGGCUCCUCAACGGGAUGUUUUAUGUCAUCCCAAUGUAAAAUUGUUCAUUACCCAUUCUGGCCUAUUGGGUACUUUGGAAGCAGUCGACUGUGGUAAGCCAAUGCUAUUGUUGCCUCAGUUUGGAGACCAAUUUACCAAUGCAGCGGCAGUGGAGAAAGUCAAUGGAGGCAUCAAGCUGUUGCUAAGAGAUAUAACUGAAGAAAUUCUUACAGAGACUCUUCUAAAUCUAUUAAGUGACCAAUAUGUCAAGAAAGCUCAAUCUUUGUCUGAACGUUUUAAAGAUCGGCCUGUAUCUCCUAUGAAUACGGCUCUGUAUUGGAUUGAUUAUGUAGUAAAAUACAAUGGAGCUCCUCACGUUAGAUCAGGUGCUGCGGACUUGCCUCUUUACCAGUACUAUCUAUUGGAUGUUAUAGUUGUGAUAUUCAUCUGGAUACUGCUGUGGUCGUAUUUAAUAUAUUUAGGUCUUAAAUCAGUUGUCAGAAGGUGUUGGAAAAAACAAAAUAAAGUUAAGAAGUUAGAAUAAUUUA